Messenger RNA from Solea senegalensis (Senegalese sole), 5454 nucleotides. It is a transcript of the gene urb2, whose product is annotated as URB2 ribosome biogenesis homolog. The record is from RefSeq and is a predicted model, not a curated record. Gene Ontology annotation, cellular component: nucleolus. Gene Ontology annotation, biological process: ribosome biogenesis. The transcript is spliced from 12 exons. Bases 209 to 5122 code for a protein of 1637 amino acids. Lineage: Eukaryota; Metazoa; Chordata; Actinopteri; Pleuronectiformes; Soleidae.
UUAUAAUGUGGCUGAUGUUAGAGUCCGACAGCAAAAAGUAGUUUGGAUAAUAUCGAUUGACUCUUGAUUGCUUUGGCCUGACCGGCAGGGUGAAAGUUGAAAGAUCACUGAAGUCUGAAAACAGGAGGCACGUGCUAUCUGAAAAGUUUCCAAACCUACCUUUUGCAACUGAAAUCCAACCAUACCUGCAGCUGGAGCAGCUGCAGCGAUGGCGGCCAUUUACUCAGGUAUCCACCUAAAGCUGAAGAGUCCUCACACUCCAUGGGAGGACAAGCUGAAGCUGGCUCGGUUUGCCUGGAUCUCACCUCAGUGUCUGCUGCCCAACAAGGAACAGGUGUUGUUGGACUGGUGCACCCAUGCUUUGACAGGAUGGUACAAUAAGAAAGUGGAGUAUUCUCACAAUGUACUGGAGGGCCUGUGGUGUUAUCUCGAUGACCUGCUUCACAGCCGGAAGCUCCACGCACAUCUGAAGCAGGGCAAGACCGUCAGCCUGAGGCUCAACAUGGCACAGCUGUUGCUUGAUCGACUUCAGGAGUGUGCACAAACUGGCUCCAAGUCCUUGCUGUGUGUGUCUACUAUGCUGAGUGUGUGUCAGGGCAUUGUGUCCUCUCCUGUGCUUUCUUCCGUCUUCAUCACCAAGUAUGAACUAAUGGUUGACCUACUGGUCAAACUCUGCUCUCUGGCAUGCAACGAGCUACAGCAGCCACUGCUCACAGAAACCACAAUGACUGAGUCUACUACAUGUCAAGACCAGGUGAUGAGUGAGCACCUUCAAGCUCAACCUACUGCCAAUACAGACUCUGUGGACACAAGCGAAUUCCCUUCCAAACAUGAUGAAAAAAUUCUAUCAUCUAAUGUAUUUGAACUGCUGCUUCAGGUGUUAUCUUGUUAUUUAGCAGUGCAGCGACAACAAGCGAAUCCUAACAGAGUCUUUACCAUGGUAACCAACCAGCUGCUCCAGCCGUUAGUCCUCCUCAGACACCUGCUUACCUCUGCUGACCUCUUACACACAAAAUUGCGUCUUCGUCAGCAGCUGUGCAGAGACAUCCGUGCCAAGAUCGACUCCACCCUUCAUUUCGCACUCUUCCCAUCCGAGCACCUGACAUCCUACAAGGAGGAGCUCCUUCCAUCCAAAGACAAUUCUGGGAAGCGUGGUGCAGGAGGAGCAAAAGGUCCCUUAAAACCAGUCACUGCCAUACUUUCCAAACUGAGUGCACAGGUUCACUGUGAGCCACUGCUGCUUUACUCUGUGAAAUCCAACACAUUGUCCCUGCUGUUCAGGUUUUUCCUGGAUAGCUAUGGAAAAGGAAGAGCAGACAGUGAAGAAGAACAGAGGAUGCUGUGUUACUAUUUUCUUGUCAGAUUAGUCCCAGCCUUGGAUUUAUGUAUUGAUGGCGACACAGUUUCACCUGCAGAAGCAGACAAGCCAGUGUCUGCAUCCCAGGAGAAAAAGUCUCCCCCAGCCUCCCUUCAGUCUCCUCAGAGCUGGAGCCUGGCCCUGCUGGCUGUGGAGUCUCUGCUGAGCCAGGCUCUGUCAGCUAAUAUUUAUAAUGUAGCAGCAGACAGGAUAAGACACAAAGAAGUCCAACUCAGCUUUUACAGAUCCCUAGGACAAAUACUCUUCAACCAGGCUCAGCCAAGCAUCCCAGCCUGGUACCGCUGUGUGAAGGUGCUGUUGAGUCUCAACCAUCUGAUUCUUGAACCAGACUUGGACCAACUGUUGUCUUCAGCCUGGGUUCAUUCUGAAUGUAUGGAUGCACGAGUGCAGCGGGCCAGACAGGUCAUGGUGUGCAGUCUCCUCCAAACCUACACCAAGCUGCGUCAGCUUCCUCGCCUCUUCUCCGAGCUCCUGUCUGUGCUAUGUCAACCUGCUCAGGAAGAACUGCGACCUCCUCUGCUGUCUGACAUGGUAUCUGACUCCCUGAGGACUUGUCUUCAAGAGACACCUCCGUCCCAGGGCCUAGAGAUCUGCUCAUUAGUGCUGGAGAGCAUGAGGAGAUGUAUACUACCUGACCUUUUAAAGGCAGAGAAGAGUGAAAUUGUUGGAGGACGAGAUCAAGAAGGAGAAAGAAGGAAAGUUAACAUGAACCAAAAGAGGCAAGAUGCAUCUCUGAAGCUCCUGUCUCUUAGCCAGCUCCUUCAUGCUGCUUUGUUUAACCUAAAGACUCUAGACAAUGCAUCUCCCCUUCCUUUAGUCAGACAGGGUCAAGCCCUGAUGAAGCAAAUGCAGGAGGUGGUGAAUGACUUACUGCAACUGUUGUCGGCGGAAGAUCCGCCUGGUAAAACAAAGAUAAACUCAAGUCAGAAGAUGCCAAAGAAAGGCAAAAAAUGUCUGGAACACAAAGAGACAGAGAUGGUCUCAGUGUGGGAACAGAAGACCCAGGAGGCUACUCUUCUCCUCAGGUACACCUGGGUGGAAGUGGACACGCUUUUUAAUCUCCACUGCAGUAAAUACACAUCUGACCAGAAAAGUAAAACUGAGGAUGAAGCCAUUUCCAAUGAUCCAAUGAUGACUCACCUUGAGAGUCUCUUAUCUGGAGACAUCUUACCAGCACGACUCCUUCCCUCUCCCUCCAGCAGCCCCAUGAGCUGCUUUUUGUACAAAAUGCUCACGCUACAACAGAUGAAGAAGAUUUUGUUAUACAGUACGUUGCUCAGUGAACCGAGCAUUGCUGCAUUGCUGAACACAGCAGUCCAGUUUAUUUUAUCUAAACUGAAGCUCGAGGUGAGUCUAGAUGGACAGCAGGUGUGGGAUGGGCAGAUAAGCAGUGUGAACUCCAACUCCUAUGUUGUUGCACACUGGCAUCUUGUCACAUCCAAUCUGCCUUUGGUUGCUCCUUACCUGAGCAGAGAAGACAUGGACUGUGUUGCGGAUUUUUUAGUCAGUUCAGUACUCGGCAGACAAACAGACCUGGACCGGCCGUCCAGCUCUCUCACUGUGUCCCUUAUUACUUCUCAGCUUCUCCAAAGUCCAAUUCUUGCAGAGUUACCUUCAGUUUUCUCUGCGACAGUUUGUUCCCUAAUACAGAGAAUUCGAGAUGUUCUCAUGGUGGCUCAUAAGCACAAGGUUUGUGCUUCAUUCCCAGAGUUUCAUGGGGCCAGUCAGCCUCUUUCCACACCAGUAAAGGAUGAGAGCAUAGUUGAGGAUAUCUUAUCUUCCUCUAAGACUGGAGAGGUGUUUGUUUCACUCACUGACACACAGACAAAGGAGCUGAUUAACCUAGUUCAAAUCUUAAUGAGUGUAAACCCAGAUGGUAUGAACUCUGAGGAUCUGUCCUCUGUUUUCCUCCUCCUCUUCUUCAUGCUCACCUCCUGCUCCUGUCUGUCAGACCCAACGGUUAAUGAUCAUUGUGACUCUGGAGAUGAUGUUGUGUUCCUGGUGAGCCUGCUCAAGAUGCUGACCAUUCUUGUGGAGAGCCGAAACUUAAAAAGUGUUUUGAAGGUAAUUCAUGGAGGGACGCUGCUGCAGGCUGCUGUGUCGUCUCUCCUCUGGCAUAGUAGCAAUGGAAGAUUUCAAGCCACAUCCAACCCUGAUUGGUUGGAUUUAAUCAAAGCAGUGCAAGCCUUCAUCAUGUCCUUGACUGAGUUGAUUGUAACCAGAGGAAGCAGUCUUGUGCUCAACCUGGAACAGUUUGUCUCAUUUUUUACCAGUAAGGAAAAGCCAGAUUCAGGAGAAUCUAUUUCAUCUGUUCAUCUUGAGCUUGCAUCACUAACGUGUUUGGCCCAGACGUUGAACUCUAACCUGGGAAGAAGUAAAUCAAUGGAUCAAACUUUCACCCAAAUGAUCUCUAGAGUGAUUGCAACACUGGGACCAGCUGUUGAGUCCGUCCUCAGACUCCAGACUUUGAGCAAAGAAGCCACUAAUCCAGCAAGUGUCCUUGGUCAGGCCUUUGUGGUAGAUGUUGUAACUGUCAUGCUCCACUGUGAGGUGUCCUCACUGUCCGUGAACACCAGGAGCACUCUGGAUCACAUAACCCUGUAUCAGGGCUUGUGUCAGCAUAUCCUCAGAGAUCUUAGCUCUUCCCUCGGGUCCGUGGAUGCACUGGUUUCUUCUCUUCACUUCCUGUCCACUUUCUACAAAGCAGUGGAGAGGACGAGGGGAGAUGGGGAAGAUGGAGGAAAGAUGCUGGAGGAACUAUACAUUCAAAUCCUGCAGGGAGUACGCAGCCUGUUGACAGCUCCUCGUCUGUCUGCAGAAGACAUCUGUGAGCUGGAGUCAGCCGUGCAGGAGCUCCUGUGCAACCUGUUGGAAAAGAGUACAACCGAUCAGUUGACAUUGCUGUUGGUGAUCAUCAGAGAAGGACUGAAUGCUGGAAAGCUGAGAGCCGGAAAUAACAGGGAGGUGCUGUGUGCAGUCACCAUCAUUAAGCUGCUCUUCUGUUGUCAGUUACCUGAGACCUGCUCUAAAGCUCUGUGGCUCAUUGCACCAGAGAUUAUAUCUGCUUUGGUGUUCCUAGUUAGGAUGUGCAGUCAGGACGCCUCCCUGACACUUCCCUUUACGGUUCCCGCAGUGACGUCUAUGACGUCACUCCUGCGUCAGGGGGAGGGGCUAAUCUCCAACCCCCAUCAUGUGAUCUUGGUGCUCGGUGCACUGCAGUCGGUGACCCUGGACCACUUGUCGCCCCACGCCUACAAGUCGACAUUCAACACUGUUCACGAGUCACUGUUUGCUAUCAUUCAGUGUCAUCCUCAGGUGUUGUUGAACGCAGCUCCCUCCUUCUUAAAUGUCUUCUACCGUCUGGUGGUGUCCAUCAUGCAGGAAGGCCGGCAGAAAGGAGACAGUGACACAGGUUCAGAUAGUGACGUGUAUCUCCAGUGCUCCAGACUGAUUGAGAGGAUGUACUCUCACAUCGCUGUAUCAGCAGAGACCUUCACUACGCUGUCAGCCUUCAUGGUGGCUCAGUAUGUCACAGAACUGCAGAAGGUGACUCUGCGACCGGACAUUAAGCUGCAUCUCACGGAGGGGAUCUAUCAGAUUCUGGACUUGUGUGCGGAGCAUGAUAUCAAGUUUCUGAUGGGCGGACUUCAGACGGGAGUGAGAGAGGUUUUCAAUGAGCUGUAUGGCAGCUACACACACUACCACAAAGCACGGAGGCAAGGAGAGGACAAGUACACCGUUUGAUCUGCCACAAUAUUGUCUGCAAUGGUGUGUUCAAAUCCUUCUCCAAGUGGUUGACUUUAGUCACACCCUGCCUGCAUCAUAAAUAUGCAGCACACAGCUGCUAUGCAUUCACACAGAGGAUGGAGUCAGAUCUGGAAACUGAGGUUUUCCUCUUGCUGCAACCGCAGCAAAUGAUCUGUAUAAUAUUAUGUAUAACAAUUGGUUUAAUUGAGAUGUGAUUUCCAUUUAACAGAAAAGCUGGGAAAAAACUAUGUCUAAAUUGUACUUGUGUGUUGGUUUUAUUUUGUAUUUUGCCAAAAAUACAUUUAAAAAUAUCAUUUUUAAUUAAAUCC